AACACACGCGUGGUGCUUUGACGCCACCACCCAUCGUCCACUAUGUUCGACACCACCAACACAAAGCACUUUGCGCACUUGGCGAGAAUUCUCGUCGGGAGACUUUACUUGAAAAGACAAAACACAAACAACACAUUCGCCCCCGUGUGAUGCGUAAUCUCGUUCUACUCUUUCUCCUCGUUGGCUUAAUGGCGUCCCACGCACCUCAUCCUCAUCAUCCCGCCCCUCCCUCCCUUCCCAACACACACAGCGGGCCACUUAUCGCCCGCCAUUUCUGUCUGUCUGUCUGCCCGCCCCCACCCCCCCCGGCUCUCCGCACCGUAUCCCACUAGUCUGUCUCCCUAUCACAGGGCUCCCUCCCCGAUGAACAGUCGGAAGUCAGUGAAGGUCACCCUCCCCGCCCUCCCCCUGUCCAUGGCGGCAAACACCUCCGCCGCGCUGAUCUUGACGGCCGGGCACACCUCGCCCAUCGCACACUCGAUGUCGUCCAGCAGCAGGAAGCCGCGGGAGUGCCGGUCAAGAGCAGAGAAGGCCCGGAAGGACCGGUCAAACGAUGAGAUCAGCCGCUCCCGACGCCUCACCUGCACCCACGGGCAACACACUCCCUGAUCCGUCGGUGAGAGAGAACCGUUGCUUACGAUGGCUCUGAAGACCUCUUUUGAGAGGCCUGGCGGCGUGAAGGGCGGCCGCUGGUGACUGAGCCCCUCCUCCCACAAGUGCUGAUGCACAGCACCACACCACACCACACCAGCAGCCAUACCCUUGUGCCUUGUUUGUUUGUGUCCAUCGAUCCCUUUCUGCCGACCCACCUGAAUGUCACUCUUGACGAAUGGGAAGCCGAACACCGCCAGCAGGGCGCUCUUGAGCUCUGCGCGCGUCAGCACGCCCUUGGAGCCGUGGUCAAAGCGGCAGAAGAUCCUAUCCACGUCGCCAUCGGACACACUGCCAAAACGAGGCUCAGCCAUGAUUCGCUGAUGAGAGCACCUGAAUGAACGAAACAAUGCCAUACACACAACACACAGAGAGUGACCUGACGGAGGGAUGAUCUGUGUCUGUCCUUCAUUCAGCUGACCUUUUUUCGGCGGCUCAGUCAUCGCACCUCGUCAGCUGCUAUCGACGCCGGCGAUGAAUGGAAACGCCAUUGCUGAAGAGAUUGAAGUUGUGAAGGUGCCUGUGAGGAUGCUGCAG
This is a messenger RNA of Vitrella brassicaformis, 1188 nucleotides long. The record is from the annotation of a GenBank genome assembly. Lineage: Eukaryota; Vitrellaceae.